Leptosia nina is the source of this 1746-nucleotide messenger RNA. Lineage: Eukaryota; Metazoa; Arthropoda; Insecta; Lepidoptera; Pieridae. The record is from the annotation of a GenBank genome assembly.
AUGCAAACUGGAGUGGAUAUCAGACGCAGAAACAAUCAAUAUGAAAACUUCCACGUCGAACAAAAGGGCUAUGAUCAGAUGUACGAUGGCGAAGACCUGGAAACACCACCAUCACCGGAAAGACCCCCACCAAGACAAAUAGAUAAAUAUGCCCGAGCCGAAUGCCCCUGCCUCAGCGCGCGUUACACCGUGGCGUUACUCGCCUGCUUCGGUUUUAGUAUCAUGUUCGGUAUGCGAUGUAACAUGAGCAUGGCUAAACUAAAGAUGACUGAAAAGCACAACACAUCAAGCGGUGUAAAAGAGGACACACCCUUCAACUGGAGUGUAAGCGUCGAAUCAUCAAUAGACUCAUCUUAUUUCGCCGGAUACCUGAUCACACAGGUUCCAGGGGGGUACCUUGCGUCCAUGUACCCCGCUAACAGGAUCUUUGGUGCUGCUAUUUUUGCAUCAGCGAUAUUUAAUAUGGCGAUACCUGGCGCUAUGUCCUUGGGACCAGCGGCGGUUGUAAUUUUAAAGGUGGCCCAGGGUUUUGUUGAGGGUGUAACCUAUCCCUCUUGCCAUGGAAUCUGGAGAAUGUGGGCACCCCCGAUGGAAAGGUCAAGAUUAGCUACGCUAGCAUUCUGCGGUACUUAUGCCGGCAUCGUUAUAGGCAUGCCGCUCUCUGGUGUCCUCACAGACUACAUAUCCUGGCAGACGCCAUUUUAUUUCUACGGUGUAUCGGGUAUAAUUUGGUACGCUCUUUGGCUAUGGCUCGUGUUUGAGCGCCCGAGCAAGCACCCACAUAUUACAGGUCGGGAACUGACAUAUAUAGAACAAUCUUUGGGUACUGCGUCUCAAGCUGCAAUGCCUGGUUUCUGGUCUACACCGUGGAAAGAGUUCGCUACUUCACCACCAGUGUACGCCAUUAUCGUGGCGAACUUCUGUAGAACUUGGAACUUCUGCUUGCUGGUCAUCUUCCAGUCUGCAUACUUCAACACUCGAUUCAAUAUGCAAAUUACUGAAUCCGGGUUUGUGGGUGCAAUACCACAUUUGAUAAUGACGUCUCUUGUGCCCAUCGGUGGGAUGAUGGCUGAUUACCUUCGUAAGAACAAUAUAAUGACUACGACGAACGUGAGGAAGCUUUUUAACUGUGGCGGUUUUGGUCUAGAGGCGUUUUUCUUUGUCCUCGUGGCGUAUGCUGAUAACAAAUACGUCGCAACGAUAGAGUUGACCCUUGGAGUGGCUUGCAGUGGAUUCGCAAUAUCUGGAUAUAACGUUAACCACCUGGACAUCGCACCAAGAUAUGCGUCUAUACUAAUGGGUCUCUCCAAUGGUAUAGGAACUAUUGCUGGCUUCGUCGUGCCUAUUGUAAUCGACUACAUGACUCAAGAGAAGGAUAAACUCGAGAAAGCCAUAACGGAAUGGCGUGAGGUGUUCUUGAUGGGAGCUACGGUCCAUUUCGUGGGGAUCACGAUCUACGGCAUAUUCGCAUCAGGAGAACUUCAGCCUUGGGCAGAUCCCACACCUCCAUAUGAAGCUCCGCUGAAACCUUUAUCAGACCAGGAAACAACAUUUUCAGAGCAGCCAUCAGCACCGUUAAGAGGAUCGGAACCACCAGCGUAUGGUGCUAUCGCGCCACCACGUCCACCAGCGCCUCAGCAGCACGUUCCCAAUAACCCGUUUGUUUCUGGCGCCUUCUACCAAGCAGAACCCGUUCAGCCGCCAGCGGAACCCUAUCAAGAUCUUACUGAUGACGGUACUUACUAA